Aspergillus brunneoviolaceus CBS 621.78 is the source of this 1310-nucleotide messenger RNA. Its product is annotated as FAD-dependent oxidoreductase. Gene Ontology annotation, molecular function: D-amino-acid oxidase activity; FAD binding. Lineage: Eukaryota; Fungi; Ascomycota; Eurotiomycetes; Eurotiales; Aspergillaceae. The transcript is spliced from 4 exons. The record is from RefSeq and is a predicted model, not a curated record. The coding region runs from base 159 to 1310 and encodes 383 amino acids.
GCUCUGUUUGUGCAGGGGAAGUGUUAGUUAUCAUUCCUUAGUUAACUGACUCACAGCAACUAAAUAAUCGCCUAUUUAUCAGCCUACUCUCGUAACACUCCUUUGGGAUACGCCUUCCAUUGACUCGAUAGACUCACCACCCAACAGUAGCAGUUCCAAUGGCGACCAACAAGAUCGUGGUUCUGGGAGCCGGUGUGUCUGGAUUGACCACUGCGUAUCUUCUUUCGAAGGACCCCUCGAAUAGUAUCACCGUCCUCGCAAAGCACAUGCCUGGCGACUAUGAUAUAGAAUAUGCCUCCCCGUGGGCUGGGGCCAAUUAUCUCCCUGUGGGCAAGCGUGGAAGUGACCAUGAGAGAUGGGAGCGCAACACCUGGCCAGCAUUGAAGGAGCUGACCGAGAAGCAUCCCGAGGCAGGACUUCAUUUCCAAGGCAUGAACAUCACUUAUCCCCCUCCCCAUCCUGCCAUUGGAGUUAACUCGCCUUCAGAAACAAUCGUCUACAACCGCACCAAAGACCAAGGAUCCGCAACCGGGGACUGGUUCUCCGAGCUGGUGCAAAAGAACCCCUGGUAUAAGGAUGUUGUGCCGGACUUCCAAGAGAUCCCCGCCGACCAGCUAGCCGCGGGCAUCGACAACGCCUCCAAAUUCACCUCCGUCUGCAUCAACACGGCAAUCUACCUCCCCUGGCUAGUGGGCCAAUGCCGGCGCAACGGGGUGGUCUUCAAGCGCGGCGUCCUCAAGCACAUCAGCGACGCUGCUAGCACUCCCCACCACCACACGGGCCACAAGCCCGACGUGGUCGUGAACUGCACGGGGCUCGCGUCCCGCACGCUCGGCGGCGUCCAGGACGCCAAGCUCUACCCGGCGCGCGGGCAGAUCGUCGUGGUGCGCAACGACCCGGGCCAGAUGGUGUCGAUCUCGGGCUCCGACGACGGCGAGGACGAGGUCGUCUACAUGAUGACGCGCGCCGCGGGCGGCGGCACCGUCAUCGGCGGCUCCUACCAGAAGCACCAGUGGGACCCCCUGCCGGACCCCAACCUGGCCGUGCGCAUCAUGAAGCGCGCCGUCGCGCUGUGCCCUGCCCUGGUGCGCGACGGCCAGGGCAUCGAGGGCCUGGACGUCAUCCGCCACGGCGUCGGCCUGCGGCCCCUCCGCGAGGGCGGGCCCCGCGUCGCCGCCGACCGCAUCGACGGCGUCGCCGUCGUCCACAACUACGGUCAUGGCGGGUUCGGGUACCAGGCCUCGUUCGGCUGCGCGGAGGAGGCCGUCCGCUUGGUGCAGAGCUCUUUGUCCGGCCGUGCCAAGCUUUAG